AAAUGCGAUUUCCAUUCCGUCUACUGCUUCUCCAUCCGCUCAAAUAGAUGAGUAUAACCCAUAUGGCCAUGCUAUUGACAUUUCUGGAGUAAGGUAAUCUCUCUCGCCUCUGUCUCUCUGUUGUGGAGGGGCAUACAACGCUCCAUUUGUUGCCUCAGCCAUGUUAGCAGCAACAAUGGGAAAAGCAACAGCAAUGGCAGCAGCAGGAACAUCUCAAUUGGUUUUACUCAGGCGCCAUUUGCAAUAGAAAGGACACGCGAAACAAGGAGACCAAGGAUACCGAAAAGGGUAAGGAGAAGGCAAGCCUCUUGGAAUAGAACGAAAAAGGAAAGAAAAGUAAACGGCAACGGCAACGGCAAUCUAAGAUGAGCACAAAAAAGAUGACUGCGAGUCGCAAGCGAAAGAAGACAAUCGGCAUGUUAACAUCAGGCCUGAAAUCAGUAGUCAAGUGGAAAAUAAUUCUAUCAUCAAUAAUGUUGCUACUAUUAAGUGGAACAAGUCACGUGCUGGCGUUGCGAAAGGGUCGCCUGAUGUCUCCAAGCACAUUUACAGCACUCAGUGGCGACCUGCAUGUGCAGAUUCAGUUCAAUGGUAACGAAGCGGUCUCGGAGUCAGAGUCAGAGUCUGUGACAACGGCAACGGCAACGGCAACAACAACGACAACUUCUAGCCACUUGAGCACUGACAGGCAGAACGAUGUGAACAAGAAUACCAUAAUGAGCACUUUAGUCAUUAGCAAAAUCAUUGAUGAUGUUCCGCAGCAGGGGCUGGAACAGGAACAGUCGGUGGAGCAGCAGCAGCAGCAGCGGUUGGAGCAUUUACAGCAGCAAUCACACCAGCAGCAGCAACAUGCCAACGGGGGUAAUGCCACACAGGUGUUGUUGCAACGGCGUCGCAAAGAGAUUGUUCAGAAUAUACCACUCUUUCCCGAUCCACGUUAUAAUGUCACUCAGGUGACAGUGCCAUGUCAGACCUUUGUACGUGGCGGUCUCUAUGAGAUGCAAGUGAUCAGUAAUCUGAAGACAACAACCACAAUGUUGUCGCAAAAUCAAACGGAUGUAAGCACUACGACCACAUUGAUGCCAGCCCAGGAUGAGCGUCUAUUGCAGACUCUCGAUGUGAGAUGGCCAAGUGCCGAAAUGAUUGUAAAUCCGGUGCGGCUACGCACAUAUCCCAAUCAACCAGUUGAGGUUAGUUUACGCUUUCCCGAGGUCAAUUGUGAUCGUGCUUUGGGUGGCUCCUUGCCCGAAUUUUGGUUAGAAUUGAUCUACUGUGGCAAGAAUCGAACUUGCAACGGUCCCAAUAUCCCAAGAUCGAGUGUACUCUUUGCCGAACAGGUGCGAGGAUUUCCCAAACAAAAAUUGGUCCAUCUGGGCUGUGAGCUAUUCGGUCUGGCUGGUAAUUAUGCGGUACAAUUGCGACCCAUGGUGGCCAGUCUAAAUGUGCCCACAACACGUCGCAUGAUCAGUGUCGAUUGGAGCGAUGAGUUUGUCUUCAAUGUGUAUGCUCGCAGUAUAUUUCCAUGUGAUCCGCAUACUGGAAUUGGUGUACUCUACGAGUAUCCUGGUUGCAUUUUAGAGCAAGGUGAUCGUGUAAGACUUUAUGCCAAGCUACGAGCGGAUGUUGCCUCCCUAAAACCGCCGACAUCAUUGCAUUAUGUGGCCGAACAGCGUGUGAUUAAGAGUCAGCACUCACUAUACUUUGCCUGCGAUUUGUUUUCCGAGAAAUAUGUGGAAUAUUGUUUUGUUUAUGUGAGUCAAGCGAUUUCUGGUGCUGUGGCCGAUGUCCGUAUGGAUUGUGUUCCCGCUUUGCCAGUUAGUGAUUCCGAUACAGGGGGCUGGGGUGAAUGGAGCGAAUGGACGCCCUGUUCAACCAAUUGCCUUGGAGGUACACGCAAUCGUUACCGUUUCUGUGAUUCACCACCGCCACGCUAUGGAGCUAAAUUCUGUGAGGGUCCUUCGGUUCAGACAGAGAAAUGUGGCAAAAGCAUUGCCGAUACCUGGGAUUGUAUUUACGAAACAUCCGGGACAGUGUUAAAUAAAUCAAAUAACACGGAGGUUAGCCAGGAAAUUGGACCCGGCUGUCGUUGUGGCUGUAUUGUCCAUUUGGGUGCGUCCAAGCCCAAACGUAUAAUAGCCGGUGCCACGCAAAGUUGUCCGGGACGCUCCUUUUGGUUGGUACAGGUGGAUGGCGAGGAAACUAUCACUUUAGCUCUCAGUUUUCUUCGACUGCCCUGUGCCACGCAGUAUAUUAAAGUGCGUGAUGGUCCUUCACUUUCGUCUACUUUGCUUGUGGAACUAAAUGGUGCUGCAAUUCUCAAAGGGCCUCUUGCCGAGGCUGGCAAAACUUAUGUUGAGUCGACCGGUGGACAACUUUUGGUUGAGUUCUAUGCUGGCGAAAUGUCAAAUUCAACAACAAAUCUUGAUGAUGGGGGUGAAGGAGCAGGAGCAGGAGCCGGAGCUGGAGCUGGAACGCCAACAACAACUACAACAGCAACCUGUACUGGUGGUUUUAUGGCAAAUGUGCAGCAGCAAUUGGCUUCAGCCAAAAACGUAAGCACUACACUUCUAGCCUCUACACGACUCUCGGCCAAGAGUCGAGCCAUUUCACAAAAGCCCAAAUCAAGAAUGCGUUUCACCUUGGUGCACUUGAGUGCUAUGAUUUUCGCCAGCAUUAUUAUAUUAAUAAGCGCCUUGUUGGGUGCCCAGUAUGUGGUGCGUUAUCGUAAAUAUCAUUUGGCUGUGGCUCGCCGUCAGGAUGAAGGCUCGCGCUUGCAUACACCAAGAGCAUCGCUUAGCUCACUGCAAGGACCACCCUCGCGUGCCAUGUCCACGACCACACUGCUGUCGGAGGUUAUAUAUCUGGUGAAAAUGCGACCCAAACAUCAAUUGCGUCACUCUAUAUUGCGGGAAAGUGUUGAUGCCGAGAAUUUGGCCCACGAAACAGAAUUCAAAGAGACCGAUUCACCGGGCGGGGAGAUGGUGAAAUGUGAUCACCAAGAAUUUGGUAGCUCAGCCUCCAUGUUGACACUGCGCAAUGAACGCACUUCACCCUCAAGAUCUCUGACACGCAGCGAAAGCUUUGCAGGCUCACCCCUAUCAUCGGGUGAGGCAAAUGCCAGUGAGACAAUACCCACAGAGGAGAGUCCCAUUGAGGGGACUUCGCCGGAUGAGCAUAUGGUUAGCUGUAAAGACAGUGCCAAGGAUUCGGAAUCGAUUAUCUCAUCCGGAAUGAGCUCAUUGUGCCACAGUCCACCAAUGAAUAGCAAACGUUUGAGCAAAUAUUCGGAUCGUUAUGAUGCUAUCACCCUGAAGAUGCUGACAUCGACUCGACUCGACGAUGCCAGUUCCUUGAAUUCGGCCUGCGGAUCCUUGCCUUUGGCGCGCAUGGGAUCACGAAGUGUCAGCUCAUCGCUGACAAAUGGCUGCUAUUCGCCAGCGGCAAGUGUGGUUAGCACGGCAACCAUACGAACUACCAGUAAUCCCAAGGAAUCAAAGGAGAAACAGAAUCGCAAAAAACUGUUGGCUCGUCCUGGCUCCGAGUUCUCGUUGGGCAAUCAAGAGGAACUCGAAUUGGACUAUUAUGAUUAUAAUGUGAUCAAUGCUGGAGCAGCACCGGGUUCCUAUCUGGGCAUGGAUCCAGCCUAUUUAGUCUGGAUACCACCAUUCGAAGAGGUGGCCGAACAAAGAGAAGAUGAUGACAAGACUCCCGAGCCAGUAAGAGUAGACCAGAUCGAUGCCGAGGCCGAACCCCUCUAUGAGGAAAUCCAAAUGCCCAAAUAUGGUCACUACCUAAGUCCGGCUAGCAAUACAGAGUCAAGUAAAUCAACCACAGCCGACAAUACGCCCAGUCCAGAGGAACGUUCUCCCCUAACCAGCGAGCAACAGAGCAAGGCCAGUUCACCCAAUUGUGAGGUCAAAGAGAAACUGUUAAAAAGCCAUGCCAUGACCAAACAACCAACUCCCUACAUGUCGCGCAAACAACGCCGACAGGCCAGGCAACAAUUCAAAUCAAGCCAAUCACUAGAGACUGGCGCAGUUUUGUAUUCCGAUAUAGUACCAGUUCAUCAGAAAUUGGAUAGGGAUCAUGAUCUCAGUGAAGCGUCAAUGAAUGGCUCAUAUGUGGAAAAGGAAACGGCCUGCGAAAAGGAUAAAACAUCGCGAAAAAUGCAAGAGUUCUUGGAACUAGAUGAUAUACAGUUCGCCGAUGAAAGUGGCAGCGAUUAUGAGACAGCAACACUCAAGGGGAUUCCCGUCGAUAUGGAAACGCAUGGCAAAUCCAAAGAAGUGGCCGUCUAAUAGCUUUUUUUUUUGACUUGACUUGGAUGAAAAGGUGUAUAUAUAUAUACG
This is a messenger RNA of Drosophila willistoni, 4349 nucleotides long. RefSeq lists its product as uncharacterized. The transcript has 8 exons. Gene Ontology annotation, cellular component: cell periphery. Bases 366 to 4298 code for a protein of 1310 amino acids. The record is from RefSeq and is a predicted model, not a curated record. Lineage: Eukaryota; Metazoa; Arthropoda; Insecta; Diptera; Drosophilidae.